AUGUUGGAUGCAAGGCAGGGAAGAAGGCGGAGCCCUCGCCGCGCCUCUCACGAGGGCAGCGAGAACGAGUGCGAGGGCAGCAGCGUCGUAGUGCGCCUUUCCACAGGCUCCGCAGCCGGCGGCGGCGGCGGACCCGGCACUCCCGUCGCAAAGCUGCUGCAGCAGCAGUCCUCCGCCGUCGAGACGGCAGCAGCGCGCUCCCCCCUCACCCCCGCCGACAACGGCGGCGCUCCACCAGCAGCAGCACCCUCCGCCGCCGCCGCCGCCACGGCGGCGGUGGUGGCACCGGAACAGCAGCAGUCCUCCGCGGCCGUGACCCCUUCCAAGGUGAAGCCGCCCACCGCCCCCGGCGUGAGCCGCUUCGGAUUCAAGCCCCCCCCGGCGGCGACGACGACAGCGGCCGGAUCGCUGUCGCCGAGAGGAAGGCCAACCGCCGCCACCGCCGCCUCCGAGCGCAGCAGCGGCAGCAGCGGGAGCAGAAGCAGCCAGGGCGCUCCGCCGGCGGCAGCGACAGGGACAACCCGUGCGAGCGCUCGCUCGGCCGUGCUGUCCCCGUCUCGAACGGGAACCGCCGCCGCCGCUAACGGCGGCGGCGGCAGCGGCAGCAGUCGCGUAACAGGCGGCAGGAGCACGGCGACUUCCGGCGGCAGGGCGGCGACGACGGCGACCACCCGGUCGCGAGCAAGGGCGGGAGCGGCGGCGGCGGCGGCGGCGGCAGGAGCUAGCGGCGGGCGCGCCACCAGGCGAGGCUCAGGCGGGGCGAGUGGUAGCCGCGCCCGGGCUACGAGGUCCGGGACCGCGCCGGCGGGAACCGGCCGCUCGAACGGCGGCAGCAGGGCCGCCUCGGGAACGGCGGCUCCGUCGUCUAGGCGCCUGUCGCACAAGCUCUCGCAGCCGAUCGCGGUGUCCGGCCGCAUGACGCGGACCGCCACGAAGGUCAAGCCCCGCCUCGAGUUCUCGAGCAGGGCGGCGGCCGCCACCGGAGGCGGGGGCUCGGCGCUGAGCAUGACGUCACCGAGCUCGGGGAGGACGAAGAGGAACGCGGGCGCGCCGGGGUCGGCGACCAGGAGGGUACACAAGAGCCCUCGGACAUCCAUCGAUCGAGACUACACGCCGUUGCGAUCCCGGACGCCGGGGUCCGAGGGAAGGGGAGGCAUCAGGGUGCACGCGCAGCGCAUCUUUACCGUCAGCGACGAUGACGUGGAGGACAUGCUCAAGACGAAGGUUAAGGGCGCGAGCAAGUGGGACUACAAGACGCGCAUCCAGAACCAGAACGAGCUGCUGGCGCAGCUCCGAGCGAUGCUGAACACCAUGCUGCAGCAGAAGCAGCGCUUCAAGGACGCCUGCAUCGACACGGAGGCCGCUCUCAAGGCGGAAAUGAGGAAGGUGAACUCACGCUGCGAGGACGUGGAGAGGGAUCACGUCGAACUUCUAGACGAGAACGCGCGGUAUCAGUCGGUGGAGGCGGGGCUCAAGGCUGACCUCAAGCUUGCCAAGGAGGAGCGGGCUCUGCUCCGCGCCGAGAACGAGAAGCUUGCCACGAAGCUGGAGGCCAAGGUUGCCGAUGGGGAGGCUAGGACAGGGGAGGCGGAGACGCAGCUGGCCAUGGCGCGGGAGAAGCUCGCUUGGGCGGAGGCCCAGGCGAGCAUGGCGCUGGCGCAGAAGGAGCAGGAGUGGGAGACGAGGAUAGACUCGGCCACGUCGGGUGCCCACCAGGAGGUGGCCAUGCUGACGGCCCGCUUGGAAGGGAAGGACCUCGAGCUCGAGUCCAUCAGGGAGGACGGUGCCGACAUGCUCCAGAAGAUGAGCUCGACGCUGUCGACCUUCGCCAAGUCUCAGAUGGCGGCCAACGAGCGGGAGUCCGAGCUGAAGGAUGCACGGAGGGCGCUGGAAGAACGCCUUUCCUCUCUAGAAGCAGAGAAGCUCAUGAACGCUAGCAGAGAGUCCUCGGAGUUCCGGGCGGAGCUUGUGGAGGCCAGGAUGAAGGCUCAGCAGACGGCUGCCGUACAGCAGCAGCACUCCAAGGAGAUGGAGGCCGAGCGCGUCGCCAGGGUCAAGCUCGAGACGGAGUCUGAGAUUCGCGCUCAGGCUGCCACGGCCGACAAGGCCGCCCUCCGGGAGGAGCUGGUUGUCGCGGAGGAGCGUCAGCUGGAGCUGGAGGCCGAGGUCCGCGGCCUGAAGGCAGCCGUGGUGGAUGCCCAGACGAACGCCGAGCAGCUCGAGGAGAUGAGCAGGGCCCAAGGAGAGCUGGAGGUCCUGCGCCGCCGCCUGGAAGCUCUGUCGAAGGAAAAGGAGAACGUUGCCAUCGGCGCGUCGGCUAAGGUGGAGGAGCUCGAGGCCAAGGUCCUGGAGGGGGAGCUGCAAAGGAGGAAGAUGCACAAUCUCAUUCAGGAACUCCGAGGAAACGUUCGCGUUUUUGCGCGAGUGCGGCCGUUCCUGCCCUCAGAUGGCGUCGGACCGGAAGAGGUGCCGGCCGUCGUGGGCAAGGGCGACGGGGUUGGCUGCGUGCUGUCCAAGAGGCUUAUCGGGGACAACGGGAAGGAGCUUCCGCCGGAGGCACAGUCGUUCUCGUUCGACAAGUGCUUCCCGCCCAGCGCCGGGCAGGAGGAAGUGUUCACGGAAGUGUCGGAGUUCGUCCAAUCAGCGCUCGACGGUUUCAACGUGUGCUUGUUCAGCUACGGCCAGACCGGCUCGGGCAAGACGCACACCAUGCAGGGCAGCGGCGCGGGCGACAUGAGGGGCAUGAUCCCCCGCGCCAUGGAGCAGGAAAGGAUUUUGGUGGCAUGA
Molecule: messenger RNA, 2787 nt
Organism: Ectocarpus siliculosus
Lineage: Eukaryota; Phaeophyceae; Ectocarpales; Ectocarpaceae
Source: the annotation of a GenBank genome assembly